This is a messenger RNA of Polypterus senegalus (gray bichir), 3906 nucleotides long. RefSeq names its product D-glutamate cyclase (gene dglucy). NCBI's taxonomy places the organism in Eukaryota, Metazoa, Chordata, Cladistia, Polypteriformes, Polypteridae. The record is from RefSeq and is a predicted model, not a curated record. The transcript has 14 exons. Gene Ontology annotation, biological process: glutamate metabolic process. Bases 299 to 2161 code for a protein of 620 amino acids. Gene Ontology annotation, molecular function: D-glutamate cyclase activity.
CCAACCUGAACAUUGUUGGCAUUAUGACAUCAUAACUUUACAUAAUGUUGUUCCAUACAGUCAUGUUGCAGGCCUCCGAGAUCUUCCAGUGUGGAUUCCAGUGUCGAUUUCUCUGUGAACCCUUUGGUGCAGCCUGUUCCUGAGUGGUAAACAUUAACCUUCAUCUCCACCUAAAGCUUUACUGAACUGCAGCAUGAAACAUUUACAGAAUGUCUGAUUCCUGCAGCAGGUCCAAAGUGCACAAGUCUUGUUCAUCUGAAAAGACAGGCAAAGAACAACUGGUCAGGCACCUGCAGACAUGUCCACUACCGAGUCUCUAAAGUUUCAGCCUCCAUCUUUGAUUCGAGAGCUCAUUCGAGAUGGCAAGCUUGGAAGAAGAAGCACAUCUGGUAUGGCUGAAGGGUACAAGCAGGCCAAUAUUGUCAUCUUGCCAACCGCUUUGGCUCACAACUUUAAACAAUUCUGCCUUGCCAACAGUGGCCCUUUGCCUUUACUGUACAAGAGCCAGCCUGGAGAAAGUAGGUGCCCUGACCUGGCAGAUCAGUCUGACAUCAGGACAGAUUGUCCCCUGUACUGCAAGUUUCAGGAUGGCAUUUUCUGUGGCGAAGAGUCCAAUUUAUUAAAGUACUCGGAAGAGCUGGAAGACAUGGUGACCUUCUACCUGGGAUGCAGCUUUGGAUUUGAACGUGCUGUUCAGGAAGUGGGGGUGCCCAUCAGGAACUUGGAGCAAAACCGCAAUGUCAGCAUGUAUAAAACCUCGGUGCCUUGCCAUGCAGUGGGGUCAUUUCAGUGUAACCUGGUCGUCUCCAUGAGGCCGAUUCCUGAGGGAAAACUGAAUGCGGUUGCACAGGCCACCCAGUCUGCCACUGAUGCUCAUGGGGCUCCAGUUCACAUCGGUCACCCUGGGCUUAUUGGAAUUGAUGAUUUGGGAGUGCCGGAUUAUGGGGAUGCAGUGGAGCUUCACCCUGGAGAUGUCCCUGUGUUCUGGGCUUGUGGUGUCACAGGGAUGGAAGCUGUAAAGAGCUGCAGGGCUCCUCUGGCCUUCACUCACUCUCCUGGCUGCAUGUUCAUCACAGACUGUAACGCAGAGAAGCCAUCUCCUGGACGGUGUCCUGAUGCAGCAGAUUCCAUCCAGGCCAUCUGUAUCUCACAGGAACCCUUACACUUCAGUGUUGCCUCAGAUGCUGCAAUCCAGAAGAUCAGAUCCCUGGAGCUCCUGAUUGGGGCUGACCCAGGAAACAGGGGAAUCCAAGCAUUGUUUAUCCCGGAUGAGCUGCUCAAGGCCUGUCUGUCCAUGUCUCACGCUAAGUCAGUUCUCAUCACCUCUGGGUUUCCCACUCACUUUGAUCAGAACCCGCCAGAAGAAACAGAUGGUCCACCAGGAGCCCUGGCCAUGGCUGCCAUGCUGCAGGCACUGCAGAAGGAGGUUGCUAUUGUGACAGAUCUGCGGGCCCUGGAUAUGUUUAGAGAAGUCAUCGCAGAUGCAGUAGAACAAGGCAUUUUAAGGAGUCCAAUCCCCCUUCUGAGCUUCCAGGAAAACAGCCGUGAGUCAGCCCUGAGGUUCUUGUGCUAUGAUGGCAAAGUCCAGACUCCCAGGUAUGACCACUUGGUGGCAAUAGAGAGUGCUGGGAUGGCCACCGAUGGCAAAUAUUACAACAUGAGGAAAGUGAACAUCCAACACCUGGUGGAUCCCAUUGAUGUUCUUUUCAGAACGGCCAGUGAUAUUCCUUACAUUGCAACCACAGGUAUUGAUGAUGGAGGAAAUGAACUGGGAAUGGGAAAGCUGAAAGACAGAGUGAAGAAACACACUCCUAAUGGGGACCUGAUUGCCUGUGACGUUGAAGCCGACUUUGCCAUUACUGCUGGUGUUUCCAACUGGGGUGGCUAUGCCAUAUCCUGUGCUCUCUACAUCCUGAGGUGCUGUGCAGUACAUGAGAGAUACCUCCGGAAAGCUCUGGGCUUCCCAACAGUCUCCCAUGAGAAGUCUUGGGCAGCCGCACUUCCGACAGUCAGCAAGGAAGAAAAACUAUUGGAAAUCCUGGUCAAAUUUGGAAGUCGGAGUGGGAAGACCGGGAAUCUUGGAAUGGAAGUGGAUGGCCUGCCAUUCCAUGACGUUCACUCCUCUAUAAUUGAGCAGCUGGCAGAGGUGACUCUACUAUAAAUGCAAGCACGCUGGGUCGUUGGCUGUCAGAGGGAAAGCCCCCCGACACCCCCUACCUAAACGGGUGAGCGAGGGGUGGAGUGUCCUGUUACACGAAGACCAUGAAAAGGCUGCCUUGUGAACACAGAGAGUGGCCAUUCAGUUGUUUUCAGUUUUGGCAAAGUGCAAACGUAUUUUAGGGCACAAACGUCUCCACACAAAGAUGGACUGAUGGGAGCUCCUCUUCCGUCUGAAGCUUGUGGGGAUGAUUUGCCCUGCAGCUGUUUUCCGGUUUGAUUGCGCCAUCCUGUAAUGUUUGGCUGUGUGUGAGUCAGAGCACAAAUGUUAGCAGGAUACACGCUACAAGUCAACGUCCCCUUUCACUUCUGUGAUAUUUUGUCAUUUUGGGUUUUUUUUUUUAUUUUUAUUCCAUCGCCAUAUUUCAUCCUGUAUUCUGUUCAAAUACAGUAGAAGAAAACGGGUCUCUGAAAUUUGACAGAAGAAUGAAACUCUUGUUGAGCAGCUGUAUUGUAUUUGUGUUUUAUUUGAUUUCUCUCAUUUCAUCACGGGCACUUUGCAUUUCUAAAGCAUGGCGGUAGAGGCUGCUGGGCACUUUUUUGGUUUGUAUCAGGAUGAAGAAAACGGAAUGCAACAUCGUCCUGCUGCAUGCGCCUGGGCGAUCAUGAAAGCUUCAUCGAGACUUGAGUGGGUCUUGUAUCACGUCAGGAUGAAGGCAGACAUUCGUCCUCAAACACCCAUCAACUAAUUCAGGGGCACACAAGGCAGGACCCCACUCUGCUCAGGGUGCUUGUAGCAUGCCAUGCAGUAAAAUAUACUGAUUAUUAGUUAUGUCACUCUGACUGCUUUCAAUAGAUGUAUAAUAAUAAUAAUGAUGAUAAUUCUUUGCAUUUAUAUAGCGCUUUUCUCACAGCAGGUUAAGGGUCUUGCUCAGGGGCCCAACAGUAUAGCCACGCUAAUCUUAACGGUUACUUGUACGCAGUGCUGGUCCUCAGCACAUUUGUUAUUAUAGGACUUCAAGAACAUAGGGGUCUGUAUUACAUGCCCCUUGAGUUACAAAAACUACACCCCUCGGUGUUGAUAGAAUGGAUGGGUGGGUUUGGGGAUUCCGCAGUGGGCACUGUUUGAGUUACAUAAAUGGGGGACACCGCCCUAGGCAGCUGCCCAUACCUAAUGGACUGAUUGGCUCUGCUCACAUAUUUAUCAUACAUACUAUGUACAGUCCAGGUCAUGUCAGCACAUGACCACACCACACGAUGAACCAGCUCGGGGUCCCGGUUAGCAACCCCCCCAGGCAGACACGCAAUCCAGUCCCACUUUCUGGAAAUGACCAUCUACUGUAUCUGCCGCUGCCAGGUAUUAGAUGGGAGUCCCCUUGGCCUGGUCCAGCCACUCGGGUCCUCAUCAGUGCAGAUCCUGAAAACCGGACCACCCACAGGGAACUGCGUCACAUGACCGUACGGCACACACAAUGUAGGGUAAUGUGCCUCAUUCGGGAUUCCAUGAUCAACCACUCGUUUGACACGAAGUCAAACCAGCAGUACCCAAGAAUUCUCCAAAAAGACGCAGUACUGAAGGAGUCCAGUCUUCGUCUCAGGUCACCGGAUAGCGUCCAUAUCUCGCAAGACAGGGAGCACCAGCGACCUCAUGGCCCCCCAGGCUCUCCCAAUCCGUCGACUGACUUCAUAGAAAGAGUCACCAGAGACGUGAAUGUCACUGCCGAGCUAAGUAAACCUCUCAACGAGGUC